Phyllostomus hastatus (greater spear-nosed bat) is the source of this 1170-nucleotide messenger RNA. It is a transcript of the gene TPBGL, whose product is annotated as trophoblast glycoprotein like. The record is from RefSeq and is a predicted model, not a curated record. Bases 1 to 1170 code for a protein of 389 amino acids. Gene Ontology annotation, cellular component: plasma membrane. Gene Ontology annotation, biological process: negative regulation of canonical Wnt signaling pathway. NCBI's taxonomy places the organism in Eukaryota, Metazoa, Chordata, Mammalia, Chiroptera, Phyllostomidae. The transcript has a single exon. Gene Ontology annotation, molecular function: protein binding.
AUGGCCCCGCGCGCGGGACAGCCGGAGCCAAGGGGGCCUCUGCUACAGGGGCUGCUGCUCGUGGCCGCGGCACUGAGCCAGCCCGCUGCGCCCUGUCCCUUCCAGUGCUACUGCUUCGGUGGCCCCAAGCUGCUGUUGCGCUGCGCGUCGGGCGCCGAGCUCCGGCAGCCGCCGCGGGACGUGCCGCCCGACGCGCGCAACCUCACCAUCGUGGGCGCCAACCUGACGGUGCUGCGCGCUGCCGCCUUCGCCGGCGGGGACGCGGACGGGGAGGAGGUGGCGGCAGGCGGCGUGCGCCUGCCGUUACUGACCGCUCUGCGCCUCACGCACAACAACAUCGAGGUAGUGGAAGACGGCGCCUUCGACGGGUUGCCUAGUCUGGCGGCGCUCGACCUGAGCCACAACCCGCUGCGCGCCCUGGGCGCCGGCGCUUUCCGCGGGCUGCCGACGCUACACUCGCUGCAGCUCAACCACGCGCUGGCGCGGGGCGGCCCCGCGCUGCUGGCCGCGCUGGACGCCGCGCUCGUCCCUCUGGACGAGCUGCGCCUCCUGGGCCUCGCGGACAACGGACUGAGCCGCCUGCCGUCUGCCGCGCUGCGCCUGCCGCACCUCGAGCAGCUGGACGCGCGCCGCAACAAACUGGCCGGCCUGGGCCCCGACGACCUGCGCGCACUCGAGCGCGAUGGCGGCCUGCCGGUGCCGCGCCUGCUGCUUGCCGACAACCCCCUGCGCUGCGGCUGCGCCGCGCGCCCCCUGCUGGCCUGGCUUCAUAACGCCACGGAGCGCGUCCCCGACGCGCGGCGCCUGCGAUGCACUGCCCCGAGGCCCCUGCACGACAGGCCUUUCGUGGACCUGGACGAGGCGCAGCUGCAUUGCGCGGAACGCGGCGCCGAAGGUCGUGGGGAAGAAGUAGAACUCACCGGACCGGAGCUGGAAGCUUCCUAUGUCUUCUUCGGGCUGGUGCUGGCGCUCAUCGGCCUCAUCUUCUUAAUGGUGCUCUACCUAAACCGCCGCGGCAUCCAGCGCUGGAUGCGCAACUUGCGUGAGGCCUGCCGGGACCAGAUGGAGGGCUACCACUACCGCUACGAACAGGAUGCCGACCCGCGCCGUGCGCCUGCCCCAGCCGCUCCCACCGGCUCCCGCGCCACUUCCCCGAGCUCGGGCCUCUGA